Molecule: messenger RNA, 144 nt
Organism: Peronospora matthiolae
Lineage: Eukaryota; Oomycota; Peronosporomycetes; Peronosporales; Peronosporaceae
Source: the annotation of a GenBank genome assembly
AUGAACCUAAAUCGCGAGACGGCAGGGAACCUGCUUAAGAGGCUGAGCGACGCGCGUCGUCGCCUUUGUGUGCUGGUGAGCAUGGAUGUCGAGGAAGACGUUGACGUGCUAGAGGAAGUUGCCAUGUACGCCGAUGCGUCCUGA